CCCUCGGCUGCGGCUGCAGCGCUGUUUUCUGCGUCUCUUUUCUCUCAGAGUUUGAAAGUUUCCUGCGGAGGGAGUCGAGCCGGAGACCGGAGUCAGAGCCACGGCGGAGCCGCAUCAGGAGGAAUGGGCUGCGGUCACAGCAAGAGGAAAAGUAAAGGAAAGAAGGGCGAGAAAACUCAGAACGGCGGCAGCCGCAGAGAUGGAGGAACCCGGAGAGACAUCUGCCUGGAGAAGCAGCUGGAGCGUUUUGAGUGGCAGCUGCAGAUUCUGAAGCAGGUGCUGUCGGCCAAUGGGAGCGCGGCGAGGGCGGAGCUUCUGAAGCAGCACACGGAGGAGGAAGUGUGUGUCCUGGUGCUGAGCAUCCUGGACAAGGUGAGGACGGAGACGACGGCGGAUCUGAACGUCCGACAUGAGCAGAAGAGCAAAGCUGCGGGGGAGGAACACGAGCGGCUCGUCGGAGAUGUGCGUCGGAAAUACGAGCGGGAGAAACUCCAGCUGACGGAAACGUUUCAGGCGACUCAAGGUGUCCUGCAGAGGAGGGCGGAUGUUCUGGCUGCGGAGCUGCAGGUUUACAACGAGCUGAAGAGACGAGUCCAAGAAUCCACGUUCAAGAGAGACCUGCAGAGGAACGUGCAGGAACACGGCAGCCCAGGUGCAUUCUGGGAGUCGGAGCAGGAGUCGCUGCUGUUCGUCAUCGAAAUGAAGACUGAGCGCGUGCAGGAGCAGAGCAGGAAGCUGCAGCAGAUGGACCAGCUGGUGGAGAAGAAUCUUUCUCUGGAGGACCAGAUCGUCCACGUCCUGCAGCAGAACGAGGACCUGACGGUCCGGAUGGACAACUGCCAGACGCUCGUUCAGCAGCUGUCCCGGGAGCAGCAGGACCUGAAGGCGGCGCUGGACCGGCAGGUGGUCCUGAACCAGAACCUGUCCCAGGAGAAGGAGCAGCUGAUGUUCAAGCUGCGGCACCGGGACUCGUGUCCCAGCAUGCACCUGCCCGCCAGGAUGCAGGAGAUCGCGCCCAGAUGACCCCGACCGCCCCGGUCCCGGAGCCGGACCCGGAACCUCCUGGUCCGGGUCUCUGCCGGGCCCGGGAGCCCCGCGGCGCCGUGACGGUUCCCGUGUUUGUGGAACCGAGGAAAUGGACGUUUUUGAUUUUUAAUGGAUGCCUUGGUUGUGGGCGUGGCCACGCCUCCGGGGGCGGGGCCUCCAGCCGGGACCACGAGCCUUAACCGCGUCCUGGUCUGGACCGACCCGGAGGUUCUGGACGUCUGGGCGUCUUCCCGCGGUGCCUUGAGGUCAGAAUCAUGACCCCCACGGCACUGCCAAGGCUCCUCCCCCUCACUCCCUGUGGGCGGGGCCUCCACAAGUCCUGUAACCAUAGCAACUGUAAAGAGCACCAGCAGUGUUAGUGUUUGACCCGUCGGUGUUAGCGAGCGUCUGACCAGCCGUUAGUGUCCUGUUCUCGGCCUUGUUAUGGGCUUUUUUUUUUGGUUAAAGUUUGCCGUCGCGGUUCGAUCAGGGUCAGAACCACAAUCACGUAACGUGCCGCGUUGAGCCUGUUUUGAUUUUUAUGUGGAGUUUUGUUGCCAAAAACCAGAAAUGUCGGCGCUCUGUCGUUAUGCACCAGCACUUUGGGCCGCGGCUAACGUUUUGGCUUUAUUGAAUAAAAAAAAUGUAAAACAA
This is a messenger RNA of Cololabis saira (Pacific saury), 1680 nucleotides long. It is a transcript of the gene ccdc69, whose product is annotated as coiled-coil domain containing 69. The record is from RefSeq and is a predicted model, not a curated record. Gene Ontology annotation, cellular component: nucleus; cytoplasm. The transcript is spliced from 9 exons. Bases 124 to 1023 code for a protein of 299 amino acids. Lineage: Eukaryota; Metazoa; Chordata; Actinopteri; Beloniformes; Belonidae. Gene Ontology annotation, molecular function: microtubule binding.